AAGGUGCAACAAAUAUUUCAAGAAAAUCAGCAAUUAGAGAACAUAUAAAUACUGAAGAUCAUAAUAAUGCAGAAAAAUUAGAAAGUUCAAGAAUACAUAUGGAAUCAUUACAAAAAGAAUUCAUUUCUUCUAAUGCAAAUACAAAUCAUAUUAUUUGUGUAAUGCGAACUGUUUAUUUUUUAGCAAAAAAAAAUUUGGCUCUUAAACUUUUACUAUCAGUUGUUGAAUUAUUGAAAGAAUCAGGUUCAUCAGAUCUUUUUAAUAAUGAUGGACAAGAAUUAUAUAAGCAACUAGCAUUUUUAUUUUACUUUUACGAUAUUUUAGAACAUGUAACACAAUUGAGUAAAUUUUUACAAAAAAGAAAUUUAAAAUUUUCUGAUAUUGAUCCUAUGAUACAAGCUACAAUUCAUUCUAUUCAAAAGGAGUAUAUUCUAAUAGAUCAAAAUCAAAGAUUUGGACAAAAUGUUCAAAUAUUUAUAGACAAAACUAAUCUAUUUGAAAAUUCUUUAAUAACAUAUUUGGACAAUAACCUUUCUUUUAUUGAACAAGAUUACGAUGAAUUUAUAAUGGAUGUAUAUGAUUAUUCAACAAAUGUUAUUAAUGAACUUCAGCAUAGAUUUCCUAAUCGGCAAUUAUUUACUUCUAUGAAAAUAUUAAAUCCACGUGAAUGGCCAAAUAAUCCUCAAGAAUUAUUAUUUUUUGGAGAUAAUGAUCUAAAAAUUUUAUUAAAGUAUUUUGAGUGA
Molecule: messenger RNA, 743 nt
Organism: Racocetra fulgida
Lineage: Eukaryota; Fungi; Glomeromycota; Glomeromycetes; Diversisporales; Gigasporaceae
Source: the annotation of a GenBank genome assembly